Molecule: messenger RNA, 1978 nt
Organism: Cylicocyclus nassatus
Lineage: Eukaryota; Metazoa; Nematoda; Chromadorea; Rhabditida; Strongylidae
Source: the annotation of a GenBank genome assembly
GUCAAUGAAAUUUACAGCUUCAACGUCCACAUCACUGCGCUUUUGCAAACUUCCUGAAACCAUUUUUCCUUCUGUCGACUAAUGUCUGCGGAAGCUGAAGAGAGAGUAGUUAAUAAGGAAUUGCUCGCGAAAGCUGAAGAACGAGAAAUAGAUAAGGAAUAUCUGGCACUUCUUGAGAAUAGGUUGAAAGCUUUGAAAGAUCCAAAAAAGGCGACUGCAAAGCAGUUUCUCAGUGACAUUGCGACUUACAGAGACCAACAGCUGUUCAAACUCAUAACAUCCAGUAUUCCUGAACAUUCGGGUUUUGACGACGAUUUUGCUGAUAUUGUUAUUACUCCAAAUUAUUUGAGAAGAGUGAUAGCUCCACAGACUUGCGCUAUCAACAAACUAGAGCUGGUUCAUCUUGUGAAAAGCGAUCACGUUCAGAAGCAACACGAAGCCGCUAUAGAAAACGAUCUGCCUCUGGAGAAUAAUGAUCUUGUUUUUACGGAGAGGAAGUUUUUGUCGUUCACGGAAUCAAAUCAAAUUUUUGUAGUGCAGAAGAAUGCAAGCACGAGUAACGCAUGUGUACAAACUUGUUUAAUCAGUGCUUAUGGUCGACUUUUAUUUGUUGAGGAAAACAAAGUCGUUUGUCUACCUAAACUUCUAGAUGAGACUUUGAAAAGUGGGCAUUCCAUAGAACUGUCUUGUGGCGAUAUUUCGCCUUUGGAGGAGGAAGGAUCUCUUGCUGUAUUAGCGACGUGCUGGGUAGAAUUGAAUGAGCAUUUCUGUCCAUGUCGGAAUUUUGGAGCUUUGUUUCGAAUAUCGUCUACACUUCAUGUGGAAUUGACGAGUAAGGUAGAGGCGUCAGCGCCAGUUGCUCAUUGCUCUAUAAUAGGAAGAGGAGUAGAUGCUCUCCAGCAAAAAUAUUGGGUCGUAUACGAAGCUGGAGAUAUUUUGGCAGUGUAUAGAAUUGAGCAAAGUAUCUGCAAGGUAGAAAGAGUUGUACACCCUCUGGUGGUAUUCCCUGAAUUGACGCUGGAUGCAUUUCCUGGCGCUGUAACGCGAUCUUCGCUCAUUUCGACGGAAAGGUUACGGUGGAGUGCGCUGGGUUUCGAUACUGGCCAUGUGUUUCUUUCGGUGUUUGAUGCGGAUACAAAUAUAGUUUAUAGAAAACUAAUAAAAUUCUCUGGGCCCAUCUCUGUAGUACAAUUCAUCUCUUGUCGUACGCUAAGUACUCCGUCUGACGAAGCUGAUGCCAGUGAAAGUUCUAAGACCUAUGAGGAACGUUAUUUGGCUAUAUCUUCUACACUCGGACCUGUAGCCGUAUGGAAAUGCAAUUUUGAGGGUGAUUUUCUGUGCUGGAAUCACGAAUUUGUCUUGAAACAAUCCGAGCAGUACGAUUCUAUCACAUCUGCUUGUAUGGUAAGAGAGUCGCAGCAAAGCACUGACGAUACGUCUGCAUGCGUGAUGAAUGAUUUGAUAGCUGUUGCGACAUACUCUGGGAAAAUACUUUUCUACUCGUUGAACUGUGAUCUAUUCAGCCACGAAAUAUCGUGGAUAACUCAAAUUAAUGCUCCACUUGUUAAAUUGAAGGUGCUCGAUGAGAACACGCUAUACGCAUUGUCUACGGCGGGAUUGCACACUGUGAGACGUAAUGAAUCCUAAUUUCUUUCUACUUAUUUGUACUAGCUGGCAAACCCGGCUCCGCCCGGCCCUGUCAAAAAUAUAUUCGUAAUCAGCAUGCCCACUUAUCCCCUUGUGCCAACUCCCAGCCCCGUAGCUCGAACUUUUUGAAAUAUCAAUAAAAUCGAUAUCGACUGAUGACGAAAAGUAGCCUAUGACAUCCGCCCGGCCCCGAAGUGUAUGCGUGCAAAGUUUGAUCCGGAUCGGUUCAGAAAUGGAACUUUCUAUUCGGAACAUACGUACAGACAUACAGACAUACAUACAUACAGACAGACAAACAGACAUUCAGCUCUAUAUAUAAGAUUCAUUGAUG